Messenger RNA from Rhineura floridana, 877 nucleotides. RefSeq names its product zinc finger protein 232-like. NCBI's taxonomy places the organism in Eukaryota, Metazoa, Chordata, Lepidosauria, Squamata, Rhineuridae. The record is from RefSeq and is a predicted model, not a curated record. Bases 44 to 877 code for a protein of 277 amino acids. The transcript is spliced from 2 exons.
UCUCUGCUUCUGGAUUUGAAGAGGUCGAUUGAGAAGUAAAGGGAUGAAGGAGCAAAAAUCUGCAGGCCGAAAACUAGAAGGCCACAUAGGCAGAGCAGAAGAAGCCACCAGAGCAGUUUAUUCUGAAUAUCCGACUGAGAGACUAGGAUGGGGAGUGUCGCAAGAAGGCAAAGGGGACCCUUGCAAGGGGAUGCCAGAGCACUGGGAAGUUCAAUGGCAGGAGGUCCUGAAGACCCUGCAGCCCAUUCAGACAGAAGGGGAAGAUGCACCGGGGGUGCCCGAGUCUGCCCCCUGGGAAGAUGCCAAGGCCUUCCUGGCCUCCUUCGAGCAAGUGGCCAAAGCCUGCCGGUGGCCUAGAAGAGAGUGGGCUGCACUGCUCCUGCCAGCCCUGAGUGGGGAAGCGGAAGAAGCUUUUAGCAUAUUAGAAGCCGGAGAUCAGGAGGACUAUGGGAAGGUGAAGGCGGCCAUCUUGCGAGGGGAUGACCUGAGGGUGGAGGCUCAGCGCCAGUGCUUCAGGCAAUUCUGCUGCGAGGAGGUGGAGGACCCCCGAAGGGUCUACAGCCAGCUGCAGGAGCUUUGCCACCUGUGGCUGAAGCCGGAGAGACGCAGCAAGGAGCAGAUCCUGGAGCUGCUGAUCCUGGAGCAGUUCCUAGCCAGCCUCCCGCCGGAACUGCAGGGCUGGAUCCGAGCAGGUGGGCCGGAGACGUGUUCCCAGGGGGUGGCCCUGGCGGAGGAGUUUCUGAGGAGCCAGCAGGAGGCCAAGACUGGGCAGUUGAUAAGGAUAAAUAACCCCUUAAAGUUCCCACGGAUGUGGGAAGUCCUGUCUACACUCCAGAGGAAAAAAGAGAAGCUCAAGAUUAUAGUUACCGGGAUGUGA